Messenger RNA from Lycium ferocissimum, 1284 nucleotides. RefSeq lists its product as uncharacterized. NCBI's taxonomy places the organism in Eukaryota, Viridiplantae, Streptophyta, Magnoliopsida, Solanales, Solanaceae. The transcript is spliced from 2 exons. The record is from RefSeq and is a predicted model, not a curated record. Bases 182 to 1054 code for a protein of 290 amino acids.
ACGCACUAAUAGGUAAGGUAUUGGGUAGUUUUUUAAGUUUCUAUUGUGUAUUUUCUUCUCUACAAUCUUGCCCUCUAUAAUUUUAAGGAACAAAUUUUACUUCAUUGUCAGGGUUUUUGCGUUUUUAUGCAAAAAAUUAUCCGCCAUUGUUAGGGUUUUUCAAGCUUCGAAUUUGGGAUUAAUGGCGGACGGAAGCACUCCAUGCAGAAUAACUAGAGGUAUACCCACUAAUGUGCAGUAUUUUGAUGAUGCUCCAUCUUUUGAUUUGUGUAUCUCUCAAGAUGAACAAGAAAUUGCAGGCUCUGUUUCUAGAGUGGCUGCCCAGAGUAGUAGUAUCAAACGAAAAGAUGGAGUUCAGACUCCGUCAAAUUCCAAAGCAUCCGUACCUAGUACUGAUAAGCGGAGAAAACUCAUCGAUGAUGCUUCAGGGAGCAAGGGAAAAAAUAUUGUUGUAGAUGUGCCUCAAAACACAGUGGAGUUAUUUGUGAAAGAUCCUCCUACACAUUCGGUGCACAUGAGUUGUUACACAAAUACGGAGGUAUUUAAACAGCUUAAGGACAAACUAACCGCUGGGCAGUACAAAUUAUUCGGGGAUACUUGCUUUGGUGUAUUCCUCCAGAUGCAGCACUGUGAGGUCCAAGCACAGAUGGUGAGGUGCUGCAUGGUGAGAGAGCUCACGGAUAGUUCUAACGAUGUUUUUUUGAUGGACAUAAAUGGCAGGGAAUUGCGCUUUUCUAUUAGGGAAUUUGCACUCAUAACUGGUUUGAAGUGUAUUGGCGAUGAAGACGAUUUUACAGUCAACCGAAAACGGAAAAACAGGAUAUUGGAACAAUAUUUUGGUGGGUCUAAAAAAUUGCCAAAAAAGGCGAUUUGGUUGAUUGCUUCAUGGACAAAAAUUGGGGCCUCAAUGAUGGCGAUGCCGUUAAGAUUGCUAUAUUAUAUUUCAUACAUACGUAUAUCUUGUCCAAUGAGAAGAAUGCUACAAGGAUACCAAGGCUACAUUUUGAAUUGGUGGAGACUGGUAGAUACAGAGAUUUCCCAUGGGGUAAGUUAGCAUUCCGCGAUUUGAUCAAAAGUAUCAGCCAGAAGAUGACUGUUGAGAAAAAGUUUUAUAGGCUUCAUGGAAUGCCCCUUGCCAUGCAAGUAUGGUUGUACGAGUGUUGUUCAUGUGUUGACAACACUCAUGCGGUUAAGUCGGGUGACAACAUCCCCAGAAUUCUUAAUUGGAGGACCAUAGAAAGCCAACCAACUUUUAAAGACCUGAUGGACGGCAUGUUUAAAGAA